GUCAGUUCUACUCACAAGUGAGUAAAACUCUCUUGUGAGUGAAAUUUGAUUUCUGUCAUCAAAAACAAUUAUAUAAUGUGCGUAAGAAACCACACCUACAAGAUAAAUUUAGUAAAAGUUUGGAAAAAAAGUUGGCUUCUUUUGAGCUCUACUAUGAUAAAAUACUGGCGCAACUAUCAAAUUCACACUGCACCUAAUUAAGUAAUUAUCUUUAAAAACACACGUUUUUAUGGCUUAAAAUAAUCUGUUCAUCAGUUAACACUUCUAUUGCUGGUUUGUCAUUAUCAACCCCAACAUAUUUCUCAAAAUUCGGUGAAAAGUUCAUUAUAAACGAAACGUUGCUCCACAUUUUAAGUCAAAUUUAGUUCGUUAUAGCCAGAGGCGAGUAUAAAGUACGCAGAUACAUAAGUAUCUUUUUUUUUAACAAAUAUCUAGACAACCAUAUUAUUGAAUUUCUGUAUUCACAAUAAAAGAAUGUUAAGCCGCCAAACCACUACUUAAUAUUAAAUCGUUUUGACAAUAGAAGAUAAAUAAUCCAGUUAAGCAUAUCCUAGAUUACGGUAAGGAUAAAUUACAAUUCACAACAUCAAAGAUCAUUUCAUCAUGAAAUUCCUCGCAUUCUUUUUGCUGUGUGUACCACACGUUUUGAGUUUGCCUAAAGGGUCUCGAAUUGUUGGAGGAAACCAGGCCAGAGGUGGUCAGUUUCCCUUUGUGGCGGCAAUUUAUGUAACAAGGUCUGGAGGUACUUACUUCUGUGGAGGUGUUUUGCUUAGUAAUCAGUGGGUUCUCACGGCUGGACAAUGCGUAGAUGGAGCCACUUCGUUUCGAGUUCAACUUGGCUCAAAUAUUCUGGAAGGUACAGAUCUUAAUCGUGUUACUUUAGCCACCGCUACUUACACCCUUCAUCCCAGGUAUAAUUCCGAGACUUUGGAAAAUGAUCUUGGUUUGAUUAAAUUGCGACUUCCGAUUGAGUUCAAUCAAUAUAUCAGUGUUAUCACACUACCAAGUAGUUUCACCCCUGAUUAUGUUUCCGUCACUGCGGUUGGAUGGGGACAAGUCGAUGAUUUUAGUACCGGGCUUUCGAACAAUCUUGUUUCCGUCACACUUACUACAAUAUCUCAUGAUGAGUGUCAGUUAACUUACGGUCCACAAAUUACGCAUGAUAUGCUCUGUGCUGCUGGAAACUUCAAUGAGGGUAUUUGUAAUGGUGAUAUGGGUGGAGCUUUAAUUCAAACAAUUGGUGGAACAGCAGUUCAUGUUGGAAUUGCAAGUUUCAGAAGUCACAACGGAUGUGAAACCACUGAUCCUUCAGGUUUUACUAGGACAAUUGCUUACGUAGACUGGAUAAGAAAUGUAACUCAAUUGUAGUUUUUUUGUAUUACAAAAUAAACAUUA
Tribolium castaneum (red flour beetle) is the source of this 1395-nucleotide messenger RNA. Its product is annotated as brachyurin-like. The transcript has 6 exons. Gene Ontology annotation, molecular function: serine-type endopeptidase activity. Gene Ontology annotation, biological process: proteolysis. The record is from RefSeq and is a predicted model, not a curated record. Lineage: Eukaryota; Metazoa; Arthropoda; Insecta; Coleoptera; Tenebrionidae. The coding region runs from base 604 to 1368 and encodes 254 amino acids.